UGCGUCAUUCAUGAUGUCAUUAGCAAAAAAAAGGAAGCUCCACAAAGUAGAUGUUAAUUACCAAUAAUUCAAAACAAAAACAAGUUUAGGUUGAGCCACUUUAUCACAAUAUCUGUUAAUUUAUAUCGAUGAUCUGAUUUAUUGUGAUAGGUUGCGUUCAGAGCACGCGCUCCAUGGUUUACCGCUGUUCAGUUGAAGAGAUUUAGCUACCGAUGCUAGGCGGCAUGCUAACAUCACGAGGUUGACAUCUCAUGUGCAGUGGAUCAUGUCGGACCUGGACAGCCUCAUUGUCACCUUUCAGAGCCAGCUCUCUGAUGUGAUGGAGGCUUUGCUGAAAACGGCGAUGUUUGAGGUGAGCAGGUUGGUGGAGGAUGUCUUCAUGGUGGAGGUGAAGCGCAGCAAACAGCAGGUGGAGUCUCUGAGGCUGCAGCUGCAGUGGACUGAGGGCAAACACGGAGGGGACUCACAACACAGCGACCAGUCUGUGGGGAGUGACGCCGAUCAGAGUCCUGAAACUUUAAAAGUAGAGGAGCGACAUGAUGACUCCAUGGGUGACAUGACCAAUCCAGGGGAUGUGGUUGAACAAUGGUUGUCAAAUCAAGGGCAAGAAUGCAAAACAGGGUCUGCAGAAAAUCCAGAAAUCCUUCAGAGCCCCCUAAAAGGGUCAAAGUUAACAGAAGGGACGGAAAUCAUUUCAACUUUGGAAAUGAAAGAGGAAGAAGUAAAGAAACCAUCUUGUUCUUCCCUGCAUAUGAGACAGUGGUGCAAGACUCCAGAUUGUGAAGCUGAAUCAGAGACCCCAGGUGAGGUGGUAGAAGCACAGCCAACACCAACCCAGGGAAACACAGAAGAGUUACUGAGGAAUGUUGUUAAGAGAGACCCACAGAUGUCUACUGUAUGUGUGUUUCCUGACAACCACGAGGAAACGGACAUUGCUGCAGAGAAAACCAGUGUUUUAGGUUUUGGACUCCAUUCCAGGUGGGCUGACCUGUCGGCCACAGCAGCUGGACUUCUGCAUAAUCACAAGCUGGCCCAAGAAGGUGGAUUUGAUAAAGGCUCUGUGAAUUAUAUGGAACAUGAGCUAUCCAGCCCAGUCAGAGCAGAUGUUCAGUUUACUUUAGUUAAAGAUCAAGCAUCUUGCUCUAAAUCUCCUAAAGCCAGACUGCAACCCAGCAACACCCUGGGGGUGACAGUUAAAGAGGAGGUCAUGGUUGAUUCUGAUGAGUUUAAGGAAAGUGGGGCUGCAGAAAAACCACCAUCAAAGGCUGGUAAAGAACCAUUCACCUGUUUGUCACAGGAACAGAGGGUGCACUCAGAAACACACAAACCAAACCAUAUUUACCACAGAUCCUUGGUGCAGGAGGGAGUGAAGCUUCAUUCUCACAAGGGUUCAGGACUCAGGCUACAGACAUCUAUGCAGCACCUCCACCGGCCCCUUAAGAAAGCCACACACAAACUGUCCCACAUGACGACAACAGCGCACUCUGAUGCUCACUCUCAGGUUGUACACUUAAUUAACCCCACUAGAGGCUCCCCACCAUCUAAAAGCACUCCCUCCACACUGUCAGUGCAGUGUGUUCACAAACAGACCUUAGCUCUGAACCGAUCCAAUGCCUCAUUGGUUGGCAUCAAAUCCUACAAUCAGUCUCUCCCCUCUGCUGCCUCCCUUUCUGAUUCCCAGCCCUUCAGGCCCUUCCUACAAUGUGAGGAGUGCGACAAAAGCUUUCCUCAUCCCAGCAGGUUGAAAGCCCACAUGCAGAUUCACACAGGCGAGCGGCCUUUCCGUUGUCCUCUCUGUGGCCACACUUUUACUAAGCUGAGCAACCUCAAAGCCCACCGGCGCGUCCACACGGGGGAGAGACCUUACUGCUGCUUGGCAUGUGGCAAACGCUUCACCCAGAAAUGUAACCUGAAACGCCACCAGAGGAUCCAUCUUGAUGUUUGACUGUGGAAAUUUAAAGGAAUAAGAAAAAUGUGGGUGUGUGUCAUAGAUUAGGAGGCUUUAAGGCCUAUGUUACAGUUUGUGUGCUGCAUCAGAUGACUGCAUAUCUAAAUUUGAAUAGUUUGUCUCAUUCCUACAAGGCUCAUUUGCUAAAGUUGUGCAAGGCUUACUGUAGGAUGAGAGACACUGCUGUAAGUAUCAUGCUGUUUGAUGGGCCAGCUGUAAGUUAUACAUCCAUGUGAACGUUUAGUUAUUUUGUUUAGUUAUUAUGUCGACUGUAAUACAUUUAAAAAGUUCAUAAAAAAAAUUGGCACUUAAAGGUAUUGUGGAGGUUUUUUUUGCAAAUUUUUUAGAAGAGCCGCCCUAUCCACUUAAAAGAAAAAUCUACAUAGAGAACCCUGUACCCGCUACUGAGAGGGAACGCCUAUUAAACAAGUGCUAGCCCAUUUCUCUUCAUGCACACUCUGUUUAAAAGUUGCUGUUCUCAUAGCUCAUCAUAAGCUCGCAAGCAUACUGUGACCGAACAUCCACCCUAACUGCUAAAUCCCUCAAUUAUUAUAUAGAGCAGGGACUAUAUAGUGGACUUUAUAGUGAACUCAGUUAACUGACCGGACAGAUGAUCUCUGCUUUUUGGUCCCGGUUGGUCACGUAACUCCUCCUACCCCACACGGUGCUGAGUCGGUGAGACGGUGAGUCAGUCCAGAACAACUUUGGUUUUGGUUGGUUUGCUUUUCCACAUGUCUACACUUCCUUUCCAUUGGGCAAUACAAGGUAUUUCUAUUCUAUUACUGCCAGUACUCUACAAUCUAAACAAUCUGUUAAUUCUGCCCUCUGCUAAAAUUAAGUAGGCUUAAGGAUUUCAAAAAGCAACAUAUCACCCUCCUAUAUACAUACAUUUUUAAAAUUAGUGAACAUUUCUUAAAAUAAGUGUAUUUACCCUUAAUUUGAGGAGGAAAAUAAGACGAUAUGCCAAUGCAAUGUGCAUUGUUUCCCUUAAAAAAGAUAAUAAGAUAUUAUACCCUUAAAAUCAGAGACUGCAAUUGAUUUGCAAUUGAUUGAUUUGUGUCUCACCUGUUCAAUUCAAGAAAAAUGCACUUCUUUUAAAAAAAAGUAUCAGUGUUUUUUUGACAGCCAUCUUAG
Molecule: messenger RNA, 3082 nt
Organism: Cyprinodon variegatus (sheepshead minnow)
Lineage: Eukaryota; Metazoa; Chordata; Actinopteri; Cyprinodontiformes; Cyprinodontidae
Product: zinc finger protein 81-like
Exons: 5
Coding region: 266-1945 (559 amino acids)
Cellular component (GO): nucleus
Source: RefSeq, a predicted model, not a curated record